Molecule: messenger RNA, 4966 nt
Organism: Rotaria sordida
Lineage: Eukaryota; Metazoa; Rotifera; Eurotatoria; Philodinida; Philodinidae
Source: the annotation of a GenBank genome assembly
GCUAUGUUCAUGUAACUUUUCAUUCGAAAUAGGCGAACCGGAAAAAUGGUUCACAAUAGUGAAAAUUCCACCCAAUGUGGAUGAAAUAAUCCCGGCAUCUCUGAUCAAGUUGGAAAUUUGCGAACAUCGCCGAGUGCGAGGCGCAUUUUGGGAAAAACUCGAAUUGAAUCACGUACGUCGGAAAGAAGAUAUAUACGAUUAUCAACAAUUAUUUUUUUUUACAGUUUCCAGUCGAUGUACAAGAUCUUACAAUUUCAAUCACUAGUGAUCAUCAUUUGGACACGGUUCUGCUUGUCCAAGAUGAAGAUCGUUUUUCGACUAUCAAUCGUGAAGCAUUUUUUGAUCAACAAGAAUGGUCACUGUACGAACAUGUGGCCACGGAAAUACGUCAAACAAAAGAAGAAUAUUCGUUCGAACAUGAAACGGGUAUCGAAGCCAAAAAACAUCCGGUUCUUGCCUUUACUUGUCGCGCAGCUCGUCAACCUGGUUACUACUAUUGGAAUGGCUUUUGCUUGAUUUUUCUUAUUACUAUCUGCGCUUUUUGCAUUUUUGUCAUUUCACCAAAUUUGCCUCAGAGUCGUCUUCAAAUUACUUCAACACUUCUUCUUACUUCGAUUACUUUCCGUUGGGUGGUCAAUCGAUCUUUACCGACAGUUUCCUAUUUGACAACACUGGACAAAUAUGCAAUCAUAUCGAUUUUUAUGCUCGUUCUUCUCUGUAUUUGGCACGCAAUCAUUGCCACAGUGAUUUUUCUGGGAUCGUCCUCAUUGGUCAAUACUCUCACGCCGAAUAAUAUUUAUGUUCGAAUCGAUCGAUACAUCUUCUUUGUUUUCAUUUCCGGAUAUGUUUUCUUCCACGUUGGUCUGAUCAUCUGGCUCAUGUGUGUGCCGUACAAGCGACGUCGUGACAUGGAAACACUCGAUCGUGAAUAUACGAGAAAUUGGCAAACGAAAUUAGAUGAACUCGGACAAUCAUUUCAAGUUUCUCCCUAUCGAAAUGAAACUUCAAAUAAUUAUCGGCGACCAUCAGCUAUGAGUACUCAGUCUCUAUUGAAUAAGUCUCCUCUUGGUCGAUUUGAAAAACAAAAUGACAAUGUUUUUAUCAUGCCAGAUGCUUCAACAUUCGUGCCAAUAAGGGAAGAAAAGCAUGGGACGGUAAUAUCAAAGAACUUCACUGACUUACAUAAUUAAAAUGAUCAAAUUUAUGAGCCGGUCAAAAAAACUCGCCUAGAACUCGUUCGUCACUCAGCUUCUAUUUACUUGAACAAUGAAACUAAGUAAUUCAACGGAUAAUAUUGCUAAUAUUAAACUAAAGAAAAAGUAUUUAGUGAUCAUCACCAUCUAUUUCUGUUUAUCUGUCUAGAGAGAAAAAAACAACAACGAGUGUUGAAAGUAUUGAGGAUCUUGGAUGAGCUAGGAAACUAUAGAAAACAAAAGAGAAAUCAAAUGUCAGAUGUUCUAGCGAUGUUUGCUACUGAAAGCUGAUUUGCUAGUAUCUCAUGGAAAAAAGGAUGAAAGAAAACAGACAAGAACGUGAUGUUGUAAUAUAAAGAUGCGUUAUUAAGACACUUUUAGCGUCCUUUACGACGAACGCGGUUUCGAUAUGAUAAAAAGCAGUUUUUUAGUAAAAAAAAUGCAUUUCUGAUGUGCUAAGAACGUUAUUUAAGAGGAAUGAUUCCUGAGUGGUAAAACGCGUUUUUUCCAAUAAGAACACUUUAUUGUUUUGAAGAAAAAAAGUUGAUCUUCAAAUGUAUCAUGUCUCUGAACGUGUUCCUUCUCUGAUCCGUCUCCACUCUUAGACAAUCCAUUUCUCUUUGAGUAGGAUUUCAUUCUUGCUCAACGAAUUCUUGUGUCAGUAAGUCGUAGUCUAGGGUUCUAGGGACGCGUUCUCACUAGGUUUUUGUUGCUGUAGUGUAGAUUCGACCAAUGGAACUUAUAAUUACUACGAAGCAGUCAAUAUACUACUAUGCUAAACUCACGCAUUUCGUAAAUCUUAAAUUUCCUACUUAUAUUUAAAAAAAAUGAUGUGCUAUUCUGAUAUUUCUACAGCUCCUUACACUAUUAGUAGAAGUAAAUGCUGAAUUUGAGUUCAAAUAAAAAUGUGAUUUGUAAAUUCGAGACCGGUACUUCAAUAUAAAAUUUCACAAAAUACAAUUUAUAUAAUAGUUGAUCGAAAGUUCUGCAAUUACUAUUCUAUAAAAAUAAAAAGGAACUUGAUAUUAGAGUAUGCAUCUAAACAAAAAUAUCCUCUAAAAAAAGCUUGUUAAGGCAACUUCUUUGGGGCUGAAAUGUGGAACUCACCCAAGGUGGAAAGAGCUGAAAGUAGGUGUGGGUGUGGGGUGGAGCGGAUAUGGGUUAGAUAGAAGAGAAGACCCAGAUCCACACCACAAAUCAGACUGAAAAUUUUGAGAAACUGAUUACAGAUUCGGAUUUCUUGAUCCCGAUUACCUUGAUCAAACUUUAUAAAAAAUCAUUAUCUUUAGAAAAGUGCCUUUCCUUUUGAUAAACUCGCAAAGUUUCCGUUGCUAAUCACUAGAUAACGUAAUUGGCGAGUAAAUAUCACUUCUUUGUCCUAUUCGUGGCAGGAAAAACGCUCAUACUCAUAUGAGCACUCAUGAGCGUGAGCUGUACAGUCCCAGUUUCCAAUUUCUUUUUGCUUUCUUUGACUUUUAUUUUACUUUUUUGCACUUUCUGUUUAUUUUUUCUCUUUAUAGAAUAGCAUAGAAAAUUCGGCUCUCUUUUUUACAACACCACGAACAAAAAGGAAAGUUUUUUGAUUUUCCUUUCUUUUUCUGUUAGAAAGUAAAAAGAAAAUAAAACUGUCAUUCUUAGUGCAAGUCUUUAGUCAGUCCAUAGCCAUACUCUAAAUUGAUCUUCAGUUUGACCUAAGUGUUCGCUUAAUUCAUUGUGAUGUUCAUUGAUAUGAUCAAAGCAAAAAUCUUGAAAACAUUCAACACAUUUAACAGUGUUUUUAAGUUUUUUACAUUUAACACAAGAAGUUUUGUCAGUUGCUAUCGUCAUACGAUGAUUUUCUUUAAAAGAAAACAACAAAUGAAAGAAAAUUGAUAACAUAUGAUAUGAACACUAUCUGAGUUCGUUCUUUGUUCAGUUAAUAAAACAAUUCUUACACUAUCAUAGUUUAUCGGUAUUUAUUUCGAUGCCAUCAUGGGAAAUUUCGCAGCAAAUCGUAAUUCAAAUUUCAAUAUUAUAAAUCAAAAUGAAGGAGAUUUCUUUCGUUUUAUUAUGACUUUGUUGAACUCGAUUCUGAAAUCAAAAAUAGAAUUAAAAUUGAAACUUGUAAUGGAGAAUUGGAAAUAUUGAAAAAUCAAUUGGUGUUCAUUUAUCAUUGUAGAAGAAAAAACCUGAUGGAAAAUUUCGUUAAGUGAAUGAAUAUUAUUGAUAGACAUCUCUUCAACAUGAUCACUGUAACAAGCUUCCAUGAACGAAUUUGAGAUAGAAACUAUGCAGUCAGAUAUUCUCAAACAUUAACGAGAACAACGGUGACCAUUCAAAUAAUUUUUCUUCUUCUAUAAACAUUAAUAAAAAAAAUUAAAGAUUUCUUUUGUGAACGUUCGAAGACUCCAAAGAGCAUAUUUUUAUUCUAUUUAUUUACAUGAAAAAAAACAAUGUUGUCUCAUUCGAAGAUGGAUGUAAGUGUGGAUUUAGCUGUGGAUCUUCUUUUCAUUUACCCACAUCUUGACUAUUUUAUUCUGCAUGAUUUAAUUUCUGGGAACUGUUUUAUAUCUCAGUAUUUAAAUAUUUCAUGCUUUUACAUUUUUGCUUUGAAAUCGAUUAUUGAAUGUCUCAAAAUUGCUACUUUUUUUCGCUUCUCUUUUUUCCUCCGUCAAAAUCAGAGGUAUCGCUGUUUGCUUACACUCCUUUCUCGUUAUUUUCUCCUUUUCAUUGUUACGACUCACAUAGGAUGUGUAUGGUAUAGUUGGAUGUGACGGUUGGUAUAGGUAUGACUCUUCUACUCAUCUGUUCACACACCCUACAAUCACAUCCUAGUAGCGAACAAUAACCUAAUUUGAUUUCGAUUAGAUGACAAAACAAAAAAAAAUGAAAGUCAAUAUACUCCUAUAGCUCAAUGACAUUGAAAUGUUCUAAAAUAAGAAUGUGCGGUGUGGGUGAGCGUGUGGAAGAAAUAAGGGGUGACACCAACACCUACAGACUCACAUCCCACCAUUUUCCAGCAGUGUUCAAGGACUGAUAAAUAGGAAUUCCUAAUUUGUAGAGGAAUUGUCAGUGUAGCUAUGAUAAUUCCUUGGGAAAAUGGGAAUUGACCAUUAUUUCCAUCACAGUUCCCUCAUUCAUGAAAGUCAAGAUAAUGCUUUUUUUGCAAUAAUUUUCGUACUCAUACGUUCAUGUGCACAAAUUUCUUGAUGAAAACGAGUGUAAGAGUAAUAAAUACAGUGGAUAUUGUAUUUUUUUAAUUUUAGCAUUCAAGGAAAUGUCAGAGAACUGAGUAGGAAUUCCUAUUCCUCAGUCCUUGGACACCCCUCGAUAUUUUAAGACCUCUUACAGAUUUUGAGAUAGGCGGUCUCCUUCGAAGGUUAUGAUAUGAUGUCUAUAUCGCAAAAAAAACAACUCGCAAAACUACUUACCAGCAAAAGAUAUUUCAGCGAAGGCGCAUGUAGUGAAUUUUGUUUGGCGAAAGUGGGAAGAACGAAGAUGUAGAAUAGCGAAAUGAAAAAUAGCGAUAAUCUUCUAGUCAUGUAGCCAUGCACAUGCUGCAUCAAUCAGUGUAUAGGGUACUUCACUCUGCUUAAUAUUGUUGUCUUUCACGUCACAUUAUUUUUAUACAGCACAACGAUACCAGAGUAUUUACAUUAGAUUGCGCAUUGACCAAGAGAAAGCAAAAAUGCUUGUUCGUUGCCCUUUCUUUUGCAUGCCUAAUCUCUAAUUCUGUUUUUUUUCUACCUCUCACUUCGUUAUAAGUGCAGAAGAGAUGAUAGCGAUAACUUGAU